Messenger RNA from Dimorphilus gyrociliatus, 3496 nucleotides. The record is from the annotation of a GenBank genome assembly. Lineage: Eukaryota; Metazoa; Annelida; Polychaeta; Dinophilidae.
AUUCGCUUGGUGACAAGUGUAUUUUGCUGAACAACACGGUUGGGUUUAAUAUAAUUUGCCAUUGGAGUGAAUUUGAACUUUCUUGAAGUAUUUCAGUGACAAAAUCGAAUCUGACUAAGAAAUAUACCAAUUCCUUCAAAACAUCAUAAGAUGGACUUAUGUACUGAUUAACUUGCCAGUGAGUAUAGAGUAGUUUAUAACCCUUCAUUAAUCGAUCUGCUUUAGUUCCCACCUGUCUCACCAAAGUAAAUCUUCCGAAAAUUUAUUCCAAAGGAUGGCACAAAAAUAUGCGAAGGCUAUCGCUUUUUCUGAUAAAAAAUCGAAAAUAAUAAUAAAGAAGCAUUUACAAAAGCGGCCUUUAGGUAAAAUUGAGGCUGAAAAUGACUUUAUUCCUCCCCAACCACAGCUUAGCAGUACAUCUGUUAAUCUUGAUGUGAACUCAAGUCAAAGACUAUACCAAUCUAAAAGCAGCGAGGAUAUUAUCGAAGAGCAACAUAAAGUUAUUCAUCAAGCGUAUAAAUUGGCUAGAGAUCGGAGAUCAAAAUCAGCAGUUAUCGGAAUUAAGAGACCACGAUUUCUCAUGCGUUCAAGUAGUAAGGCUUUACAAUCUUUGAGUGUCUAUGGCUCACGUCCAGGAUCUUGUCCAAUCGGUAUAAACGAAUCCAGACGGUCUGGCUCUCCUCGAUUUGCGACAAGAAAAAGGCCUAAAACAACAAAUUUUAAGCGAAACAAUAAGGUACAUCCAGUUACAGAAACUCAUUGGGACAUUGAAGAAGUAAAAUGCACGAGUUUUAAUCGCCAAUUAAAAGAUGCUGUAAGAGAGAGGUUUGAGGACAAAAAUCACAAUAUUACCCAAGGUUAUUAUACCAGGGGUCACAGAAAGGAAGACGAAUUAUCAAAAUCAGAAAGUUUUUUUGGAAAAAAAAUGGUAGAUAUGACUUUUCUAGAAACCUUCUCCUCAAAGAAACGAAAAGAUGAGGACUUGUUUACUAUUAACUGCGAGACCGGCAGCAAAGUAGCGAAGCAACUAACUAUAGGAGAUUGUAUUAGAAUAGGAAUGAAUGGCAUUCAAGCCACAAACAAACAGUCAUGCUCAAUUCAAAUCGGUGAGGAUAAUAUAACAAACUUAUCUGAAGAGAUCAUUACUGCAGAAAAAGUUCCACUCUGUUGGGAAGACCAACUAGUAGAUCCCCACUCAAAAGUGAUGAAGGCCAAAGCGCCCAAAGCAAAAAUAUGCCAACCUAAUCUAUGUGAAUCCCAUCCUGUAAUAUUUAGAAAAUUGGUUAAGGAAGAAGACUAUAACGAGGAAGAAAAUGUAUUUUUUCGAUCAAAAUCAAAAGUGGCUACAAAUCGCUCCGCAGUUAAAUUCAAAUCCAGACCAAAAUCAGUAACAUGUUCCCAAGUAACAGAUUUAGCAGAAAAUCUUCAAAAGUCGAACAGUCGAAUUUCUGAGCUAUCUUUUGACAAUGAACCGUUAACAAGUCCAAAUAUCGUAUAUGAUGAUAUUGUUAAAAGUAAAGUAGAAUCAGUUUCUAAUCGAACAAAAUCAAAGAUUGCUGAUGCUUCAGUGACAUCGGUUGCUUUUACAUUUAAUUCAAUGGAUGUUGAGGCAGCAUCCAGACCAGAGAGUGGAGUUAAAGCUGACGUGUAUACCGAAGAACAAUGCACAUUUUUAACGGGAUCUCAAUACUAUGGAUCCCUCCUACCAAAGCCUCCACCUACUGCUCCAUCUACAGCAGUCCAUUCCGAUCUAGACUUACAAGAUGUAAUAGUCAAUACUAGAAGCGGAAGGUCCAUAGUAGAUAAAAGAAGAACAUAUGGUAAAGGAGCUGCAAACUUCAGACCACUCAUAUCUAGAUCUUUGUCAAAAACUACUAACGAACCUGUAAACGAUAAGUCUUAUAUUCAAAUAGCUUCGACAAUAAAAGCUCCUGAAAAGAAUGUCGCAAGGAUCACUAUGAAACCUAAAAUACAAUCCGAUGCAAAACAAAAUAUGAAGCCCCAUUCAAAUGCCCUACAAGUAGUGACUAACAACAACAGUAAAGGAAUAAAGAAUCGUAUAUCUCCAGUUGAUCUUAUUAUUCCAGAAGAUAGAAGAGACAAAAGUUGUAAAGAGAUCCAGUCAUCAGGAACACGGUUUGCUGUUAGUAUUCCUACAGGACGUGAAGUUGACACUGGGUCUCGGACAGAUGAUCAGUCAAAUUCUGAUCGAGAUUUUGAUCCUGGAGCGGAUAUAUACAAGAACGAUGAUGACGAUGAAAGAACCUUAGAGGAGGAGGAAGCAAUGAGUGCGACCAGUAGCUGUGCCAAUGAAUUGGAUGAUUUACAAAAUGAGAGUGAUAUACCUAUUGAAAAACUGAUGGCAAUGUAUAGCUAUCCCGCUUCAUCAGAUUUCCCUGACAGAAGAUCUAGUAGUGACGAAGAAUUACUCAGUAAUUUAAGCAAUCAAGAUUUAACUCUUGAUAAGGAAGUUAUUGCUCGAGAUCUUCUGAAAAAUAAUAAUGACGCUGAUGAAGCUGGAACAAGUGUUGAUGAACUGCUUGAUACUGUUUCAGAAACAAAAAAGCUACUAGAGGAGAAUGCUGAAGAGUCAGAAGAUGACGUAGAUUACGAACCAGAACGAAAUGAAGAAUGGAAAAAGACUAUAUGUAUUGGGGUAUCAUAUCAAGCUGUGGUACCUGACGGCCUAGCUCAUUAUGGUGACACUCCACCAUAUGAAAAUGAUGACAAACUUCUCUGGAAUCCGGAAGCUACUAAUGCCGAUGAAGUUGAUCAGUAUCUGAGAGAUGUUCAAUUGUUAAGACUCAAAGUAGAAUCAGAUUCGAUAAGUAGCCUUCCCAUCGGAAGUCAUUUACAUGACGACGAGGAGGCUUUGCAGGUUCUAUUAGAAAGCAGCUAUUCAACUGAGGAAGCUUUGCGUCGGACAAAGAUGAAAUUACCGCACGCUACUUCACAAGUCUUCACCUUAUGGUCUGAAGAAGAGUGCCGCAACUUUGAAAAUGGUCUCAGACAUUAUGGAAAAAAUUUCAAUUUAAUUCAUCAGCACAAAGUUAAAACCAGAAGCGUCAAAGAACUGGUAAAUUUUUAUUACUUGUGGAAGAAAACUGAACGACAUGAUGCUUUUGCUCAAAAAGCUCGUUUGGAAAAGAGAAAAUAUGGUUUAAAUCCUGGUAUAACAGACUAUCAGGAUCGCUUUUUAGAUGAGGCAGAAACAGCAGUCAGUAGCAAUUGUCAGGUUCCCCCAACUCAUAGAUCCGCCUCUCCUUUGGUAAAUUCAUUAAUUUACGGAGAUCCCAAAAGACAGCAGCAUCAUAGUCCAUAUCACCACCUAAAAUCGGCGGAGGAAGUUAUUGCUGAUAUGCUUGAACCAUUUGCAGAAAAGAUAUCAUCAAGUUUGGAGAAAUUAGAAAACGAUGCUGUUGUCCAACCUUCCUCAUCCAAUUGCAAUGGCACACCACACGUCACUGCUGUUUUGACGAGCGCCGUUGCUCAAUAG